UGACGCUGGCGUCUCUUUUCCAGUGUGUGCUCCAUACAAUACACUGUAACAACCAGCCUGCACUAGAUACUAAAAACCCGUGCUGGAUGAAACGCUAGAGAAAUCUCCUUCUGGGACUGAAGAGCUUUGAGAAAAAUCUGUAACAGAACAGAUGAUGCAAGGUUCCUUCUAAAGGAAAAUGACAAGUAAGUCAAUGACCAGUAAUGUGACCAAUAAAAAUGACCACAAGUCCAUCAACUCCAGAGUCUUCAUUGGUAACCUAAAUACAGCCAUUGUGAAGAAGGCAGAUGUGGAGGCCAUCUUUGGGAAGUACGGCAAGAUAGUGGGGUGCUCAGUGCACAAAGGAUACGCGUUUGUGCAGUACGUGUUUGAACGGAAUGCCAGAACAGCAGUGGCGGGGGAGCACAACAGGAUAGUGGCCGGGCAGCCGUUGGACUGCUUCCCCCCACGUAUCCGCCUCCAGCCAGGGGGCAGAGAUGCCCUGGACUGGCGGCAACUCUAUCGUCUUCAAUGUCACUCUGCAAUCAGCUGGCGGGACCUGCGGCUUGAGCAGGAUAUAAGCAUGGCCGGGGAUCCCAAACCAUAUCGACCCAAGGCAGGACAGAAGCGACCCAUCAGUGCUUUGUAUGGAAGUGGCUAUGACUUUGACUACGACUAUUACAGAGAUGGAUUCUAUGACAGGAUGUACGACUACCACAGAGUACCCCCACCAAGCCGGGCGGUGCCUGCUAUCAAACGCCAACGCAUCAUGGUCCCCAUCCCCCGCAGAAGCAAAAGUAGCUUUCCCGUCAAGAGUGGCCUAAGGACGACCGCGGCUCCAGCCCCAACAUCUGGGACAAAAUUGAAAGCUGAUGACCUGCAGACAAUAAAGAAGGAGCUCACUCAGAUAAAGUAUCGUAUCGAUGGCUUGUUGGACAGCUUGGAGAGAAUGGAGAAGCAGCACAAAGUUCCGACUGAGCCAAAGGCAGACAUCACCGCGACACCAAAGCACAACUCGGGUGAAGAGAUGGCUGACAAUGCGGACGAUGCCACAGCGGAUGAGCAGACAGAGGGGGACACGGUGGAUGGAGGAGAGCUGGAAGAUGAGAUCCUUGAGGAGGGCGAAGGAGUGGAGGAUGAUUUUGACGAGGAAGGCACAGAUGAGCUGAUGAAUAACCAUACUCCGGAUACACCCGACACACAAUAGAAACAGACCUUGUGAGCAGCAGGGUUCAGUUGCAGUGAAUAUCUGAUGACAGGGGAACCAGACGACAGACAAGAUAAGAAGUGAAGAGGCAGCUGCAGUUUUCACCGACUCCACUCAACAAGGCACAAUUCGGGGAUCCUCUGGACAGUGUGCUGACUAAUCACCCUGGGCUUCGGUGUGUGCACUGCCUCUUUCUGACAACUCUGUCACCUCCUUCCUUGGAUCUCGACUGUGUUUGGGAGGACCGACAUCCCACUUGUAUCAUAGUUGUAAAUUUUAUUCCCGUUCCCUGUGGAGUUUUUUUUCCAUUAACAUAUGUUCUCAGUUUGUAAGAUACUGGGGACAUUUUCAAAAGUUGGUGUGAAGAAAGAAUGUAAUGCUUUACAAAAAAAAAAAAAAAUGUUUUUAACUGUCUUGUUUUUUUUCCCCUUCGAGUAACAUCUCCACCUCCAUGUGUUCAGAGCUAUUGCAACAAACGACAACGUCACUGAUAUCAAGAGACCGUAACCUAGUCUGCCAUUUCUGAUGCAGCACUGAGGGAGUGCUGCGUUGUUCAAGGUGCUGUUAUUUCAAAUUAGAUGACAAACUAAUAGCCUGCCCACCCAGGCAAGUGAGGAUGAGACAGAUCCUGAGAUGUCUAGGGCAAAGGUCACCUUAAGUUCCUAAUCUAUGUUUAGCCCUCACCAAUUUCAUUCAAUAGAUAAGAUGGCCAUUUAUCUCACUGCUAUCUGGAGGACCUUGCUAAGCCCAAAUUGACUGCCCCCUUUCUUGCAAUACAAGUACAUUUUAUCAUAUUUGUAAUUGACUGUAAGGACUUAAAGGUAUCUUGCAGGCCAUAAAUGAUUCUAUUUAAAUGCAGGUUUUUUUUUUCAUUUUCAAAUUAAUCAAAAGCCGCUGGAUUUUGUUCUUGUUGUUUAGCUAGGUACUGUUUGGUAGUGUUGGCCAGAGAUGAAAGCCCCCACUGUGAUAUGCUGUCCGUGCUAUCAACCAAGCUGCCAGUAUAGGAGGGAGUAUGCAUCAAAUUGCCCAUAGUUUGUCAUUGUCGUCGUCUCCCCUAGUUAGGAAGAGGGGAAUAAUUAGUCACACAGCAAUGUUCAUGGUUUCUCACGGCAUGCAGGUCCUCAAGUCUUUGACAGCUUACAAAGCAAUCCCAUACCCCAUUUUAUUUAUCUGUAACCAACUCUCUCUCACGUGCCCACUAUCCGCCCUCCACACCUAAAAUUCUCUUAGUAUCCACCUUCCUGCAUACCAGGAGUAAUUUACACUGGCCACUUAACCUACCUGCACAUCUUUAAGACAUCGGAGGAAACCGGAGCAACCAUGGGAAAUGUACGUGGUCACGGAUCAAAUGGCCAUACUCCACACUACAGUCCCGAUCGCACUUGGUCCUCUAAGCAGCUGCACUAUCCUCUGCACUGCUGGAAGCAUAAUCAUUGAAGGAAAUACUUAUGACCUAUGGGUAAUGAGAACUUGGAUGACCCACCAUUGACAAUUGAUAAAGGCAUUCUGGCAUCAGGGAGGGAGAUAACAUAGCAUAGGAACAAAAAGAGGCAUAAAAACAGGAAAGGCAUUGUCCUCUCAAGCCUAUUCUACUCAACAGCUAGACAGUGCUCAACCUGCGUCUCACCUACAUUUAUCCAUCUUGGUUCUAUAUCCCUUAACCUAACUAAAUAAUAAUCUCAGUGAUAAUGCUUUUGGCAGAGAGAAUUCUGUUUCCACUAGGCUUUGAGCGCUUUCAACAUCAUUCAUUCCUAGAUGACCUCAUUGUGCUCUUCUUUGUUCUUAUUGCCUCCACUGGAGGAAACUUUCUUUUCAACAGAUCUAAUUUAAACCCUUAAAAAAUCUGAGUUAGAUUGUCCCUUAGCCUUUUGUAUUCAAGGGAAUAGAGGCGUUGUGGAGCCCUGUUGUCAUCACUUAAUUCUCUUGCAUGCAGUUUUAGAACCUGGGCCCACUGGCAUAGCCAAGAUUUUCUCCCAAAGAUGCAAUGCCCCCAGACCACGAUGGAUUAUUUCAUAUGGCAGACAAACCUGAGAUUGACACACAUAAACGAAUCCUUUCAAAAGCAUCUCAUCCAUGGACUGCAGGUAAAUCUUCAUUAACUGUGGUGAGGUGGAGACCAUUUGGCUAUUUACAGCUGAUUAGCUCCUUUUUUGAGUGAUAUUCAUGUAUUUUACUGGCUGCAACUCAAUGGACAAGUUUGCCUUGACACUGCAACACUCAUAGAGCAAUGCAACACAGAAACAAACCCUUCAGUCCACCAUAUCUGUGUUGACCAUUGUACCCAUGUAUGCUAAUCCCAAUUACCUGCAUUAGGCCAGUGUCUUGAUGAUUUAUGUGCUUAUCCAGGUGUUUAAAUUUGUGAGAGUACCUGCUUCCAUAGCUUUUCUCAAGUAGCUCAUUUCAGAUUCCAACCACUCUCUGAAAAAUUGUCUCACUCAGAUUCCCUCAACGCUCCUACCUGUCAUAUUAAACCUUUGUUCUCUUGUUUUAGGCAUCCCCACCUUGGGAAAAGAUUUUUAUUCUUUAUCCCAUCUAUCCCCUCUCAUCAUUUUGAGCCAUUCUGUUGGGCCACCCCUCAGAGACCUCCACUACAGAGAAAACAAAUAUGGCCGAUCCAAUCUCCCUUUAUAACUGAAAUGCUGCAAUCCAGGCAACAUCUCUGCACUCUCCCCAAGGCAAUCACAUUCUCCCUACAGCGUGGCAUCCAGAAUUGCACUCCAAGUGUGGCCUCACCUGACCUAACUGUGACUCAGAAUUACCCAGGGGAUAAAAGGUUCAAUGUGACGUGGCUAUAGCUUCACUCAGGAGAUCCCAGAUCUCAGUCAUUGCCACCAGCAACUUGCCAUAGACUGAGGAAAAAAAUUGUUCCCCAAGCAUUGGAAGGGUGCAACCUGAGACCGAGAGUCACGCUUGAGUCUUGCAUUUAACUUCUCCUCCCCUUAGUGAUCCUCACCCAAUGAUGAGCAGCCCAAAAACUGCCCUGCCCUGUACUUGACUGAAGGACCAUUUGCCAAAGGUCUAUCGCCAAUGUAAUAUCAGCUCUCCAUGAGGGAUAGCCCCGGGAAUGUGAAAUGUGUCAGAGCUGGAUAUUCUGAAAAGGGGCAUAGAUUGUGCAAUAUCUUGAAGCACGGCAAGGGCCAUGAAGGGAAGGGAGGAUUUGGUAAAGGGCCAAACAGCCGGGGAUAAGGGGAAAGGAGGGAAAGAGACCAGUGCUACUGCUAGAUCUGGGUAACAAACUCCUCUCCCCAUUCCCCAACCCCAGGGCUCCUGAGGCUAACACACAGCAGUCACUUAUGGCGGCGGCUUGUCACAGUCGGAGAUAUUUCCAAUAAUAUUGGUCAACAGUGUCUGUCACAGUAUGUGGCAUGUCUUUUCCUCGAUAGCAGGUUUAUUUCACAGCACGGCCAAGGACAGCAAACGUUUAACAAUAAGGUGCACAGAGAGGUCACUAAAAAUACGGCAGCUUAGUUGAGACUUUUUAAAGUAGUUUCACUUUAAGGUUGUUUUCAAACAAAUUAACCUGUAAUUUCCAUCUGUAAAAUGGGAUGGUUCCUGGGAAUAAGGUUGAUGCGUGUCUUAGCACAAUCUGUUCUUAAGCGUAGUCACCAGUCGGGUGACUCCAUUCAGAAGGAAAGGGUGUGGGUCAGAACACAUGUUUUGUGCAUGUUUGAAUGUAGAGUACUGUUCAAUCGUGCCUCCUUUGAGUUCAUCAUGUUUUAUGUUUAGAUUUGAAGUGCUUGUUUCAGCUUGUGGCGAUUUCUUCCUCUCUUCCUCUCCUCUUGCACCCUCCACCUCCCAUCUCACCUUGUGAGCUGGUGAGAUUUUCGAGAUGUGCCCUUGUAUAAAACGCUUCAGUCCCACUUCCGUUUUUUACGUGGAAUAUUUGGUAUGUGGAAAAAUUUGAGUUGUGAGUAACUGUUGACUAGAUGGAGAUCCUUUCAUUACAUUAGAUAGAGAACUAUGUGAAAAAAACAUUGUUUAAGAAAGAACUGCAGAUGCUGGAAAAAUCAAAGGUAGACAAAAAUACUCAGCGGGUGAGGCAGCCACUACGGAGCGAAGGAAUAGGUGACGUUUUGGGUCGAGACCCUUAUUCAAACUGAUAAAAAAGUAUUGGUACUCUUGCUUGCCUAGACUAAUGAAAGCUUGUUCUCUGUGCUGUGCUUACAUAAUUGUUCAGAUGUGAAAUGGGUUUUGUACAUUAAUUUACACAGUGUUUGAACACUAUUGCACAGCUCCCUUGUAUCCUUGAUACAAGACUUAAGUCAUUAUUUCCUUGUUGUUAAAUUGGCAAAUCCAUUCAAGGAGGCCUGGGAUGUUAGUUUUGCUUGGAUGUGACUCUGGAAGUUCAAUCACAUGCCUGUGUUGGUCACCUAAUCCUGAGCACAGCCUUUCAAACCAAUCGAAAAUCCAACAGACUUGCCUUGUCUCCAACACUUUUAUUGGUAAACAGAGAUGUUUGAGGAAAAUGAAGCAAAAACAAAGAGCUUGGCAUUAGUUAACUGCACGGGGAUUUAUAAUAGUCCAGUAUCUUCAUGGUCACAAAAAUAUCUGUCUAAUGGGGCUGCACCCAGGCACAGCUGGUAGAGUCACUGCCUCACAGCUCCAGUAAACCAGGUAACUGCGGUAAUGAGCUCUCAUGUCAUCCAUGUGGAAUUUGCACCUUGUCUCUAUGACAGCAGGUGCUCGGAUUUCUUCCCACAUCCCAAACCUGUGCGGGUUGGCAGACUAAUUAGCCAUUAAUGGCCCCUAGUGUGUGGGUGAUAGGGGGAGAAUCUGUGGGGCUAAUUGAUGGAAUGUGCGGAGAGUGCAAAGGAUUGGGAUUGGAAUGAAUGUAGGUGGGUGUUUGAUGGUCAGUGCAGACUCGGUAAGCCAAUGGAUUUGUUUCCCUAAAAGGUCCUCCAGUAAAACACAGGAAGAGGAGUAGACAUUUCAAAUCCUCAAUCUUAUUCUACCAAUCAGUUAGAUCACAGCGAAUCAGGACCAUGUUCUUUACCGACUUAGUCCUACAUCCCUGGUAUCCUCACCUUACAAUCUGUUAGCCAUUCUAGUUGAGCCAGCAUUCUUAGUUCUUUGAAGAGGGUGAACCACAUUCACGCCCCUCUUGUGAAAAAGUAUCUCCUCCGUUCAAUCCUAACCAAUCUAGCUAUAAUGUUGAGAUUAUGGUGUUUAAAUUUGGAUUCCUCCAUCAAUAGAAACUGCCAUCAGGUCACCUCCAGACCUUGUGUACUUACUUAAGCUAAUACUCUCUUGCCCAGAAGCCAAGCAAAGCACAAAUAUAGUUAUAAUUGUGAUCUGUUCUUUCUAAUGCAACCCUUCCUAUCAAGCUGGCAUAAUGGUUGAUAGGAAGGGUUCUAUUAGAGUUUUAAUUGUACACAGAGAACCCUAGUCUUGCACAUACAUAAGGAACAAUUGCUAUUUAAGAUACCUCCAAAUGGUGUUAUUCGUGCAUCCAAGAGAGAAGAUGGGAGGGAGUACAUGACCAGAAACUAUUUCUCCACUUUCUCCUGCCCCUGAGCAGCAGCAAAAUAUGAAUCAGACUCCCACAAAGUCUAGUCCCUUUUCUGAAAUAUUCUCAUUCUCAUCUAGUUUCGCUACAUCAUAUAUCACCUGGACCUGGUGUAAUCAGAUAAAUAAGGAGGGACAAUCAUUGGUUGUGGGAUAUGACAUUUAUCUAUUCAGUACCAGCCCACAACCACUCCCCAGAUAUUGACCCUGCAUGCUUAUGACAAGCAGCCUGUUGGAAAUAAAAGUACUACAGUUUCUGUUUUAAAACUGGUUCAGCUUUAAUGGACCGUGUAGACAUCUCCCGAUGAAAAUACAUCCGCCUUUCUGAUGCAGAUACUUCUAGUCAGCACUAUCUGACUCCCAAACAGAGGUAGAAUAACUAAUAGAAAAUAUUUUUGAACAGAUAUGAGCAGAACAAUCAUAUUCAACACAACAAAUAAUGGAUUUUGUUCCAUUUCCAUAAAUGGAAUAUACAAUAAACAAGCUGCCAAAACCAACUCUUGAGUAAAAGACUUUGAACAAGGGUGUCAAAGGUUAAGGGAAGGAGGCAGGUGAAUGGGGUUAGGAGGGAGAGAUAGAUGGGCCGAAUGAAUCUUAUGAAGCUUGUGAAUUCGAUCGACUGCACAUCACUAUCCCUGUACUCUCUGACCCACACACGAGCACUGAGCACAGCCCUUCAAGCCAAGCACAGACUUCUGUCAGGUUACUAGUUUAAAAAUAAUCAGUGGAGAAAGAUCUCACAAUCUCCUUGGUUUGGAGAUUUGAGUAGUGCAACAAGGGGAGGAUUUCUGGAAGAUCAUAACGAAUAAAGCAAAGACUGUGACCUGUUUCAUUCUGUUAUAAGACUUUGACUUAUUGUGAUGUUUGAGUACAUUCUCUUGUGUCUGUGUAAAUAAUAACUUUGGGAAACACUUGCUUUGUGUCCUGUGUGGUUCCUGCUGAUCCCUUCGAGUGUUUUCUUUCCUGAAGAUUUGUAAAUUAAUUUCAUACAGUACUGGUUCUGUAUUAUUAUUAAUAAUAAUAAAGAUGUUUGACACUGA
Messenger RNA from Amblyraja radiata (thorny skate), 7731 nucleotides. RefSeq names its product RNA-binding Raly-like protein. The record is from RefSeq and is a predicted model, not a curated record. Gene Ontology annotation, cellular component: nucleus. NCBI's taxonomy places the organism in Eukaryota, Metazoa, Chordata, Chondrichthyes, Rajiformes, Rajidae. The transcript is spliced from 11 exons. The coding region runs from base 179 to 1186 and encodes 335 amino acids. Gene Ontology annotation, molecular function: RNA binding.